AUGGCUGCCAGAAAUGCUACAGAACUGAAAUGGUAUGGCAGAGCUAUGGUGAUAUAUGAAGCACUGUACAAACAACUUUAUUCACAGGAAGUAGUGAUGUUGGAAGUACUACUGCCAUGUUUAGUAGACUUGCUGGGCUGGAAUCUAAACCGGAAUCUGGACCUGAAUUCAGGCUGGAAUCUAAACCGGAAUCUGGACCUGAUUUUAAGGCAGGAAUCUAAACUGGAAUCUGGACCUGAAUCCAGGCUGGAAUCUGGACCUGAAUCCAGGCUGGAAUCUAAACCGGAAUCUGGACCUGAAUCCAGGCUGGAAUCUAAACCGGAAUCUGGACCUGAAUCCAGGCUGGAAUCUAAACCGGGAUCUGGGCCUGAAUCCAGGCUGGAAUCUAAACCGGAAUCUGGACCUGAAUCCAGGCUGGAAUCUAAACCGGAAUCUGGACCUGAAUCCAGGCCGGAAUCUGGACCUGAAUCCAGGCCCGAAUCUGGACCUGAAUCCAGACUGGAAUCUAAACUGGAAUCUGGACCUGAAUCCAGGCUGGAAUCUAAACUGGAAUCUGGACCCGAAUCCAGGCUGGAAUCUAAACUGGAAUCUGGACCCGAAUCCAGGCUGGAAUCUGAAUCUAAAUUGCAGCUGGAAUUUAAAUCUGAAUCUGAAACCUGGAUCAAGAGUCUGAGGCCAGAAUUUACUUUUCCAUGUAUAAUUUCUUAA
Molecule: messenger RNA, 708 nt
Organism: Saccoglossus kowalevskii
Lineage: Eukaryota; Metazoa; Hemichordata; Enteropneusta; Harrimaniidae
Product: constitutive coactivator of peroxisome proliferator-activated receptor gamma-like
Source: RefSeq, a predicted model, not a curated record